Messenger RNA from Salvia miltiorrhiza (redroot sage), 1595 nucleotides. RefSeq names its product myb-related protein 306-like. Bases 373 to 1281 code for a protein of 302 amino acids. NCBI's taxonomy places the organism in Eukaryota, Viridiplantae, Streptophyta, Magnoliopsida, Lamiales, Lamiaceae. The transcript is spliced from 3 exons. The record is from RefSeq and is a predicted model, not a curated record. Gene Ontology annotation, biological process: response to auxin.
UUUGCAUCUUCGCUUAUUAUGAUAGACAAACAAGAACACAUAGAGAGAGAGGGCAAGGUGCUGACUUUUUGCAAGCAAGAGAGUAAAUGCAGUUUGCUGUCCGCAUUUGACUCUUUUGAUGAAGAAGAAGAUAGAGCACACAAUUGCCCCAUUUAACCCUUUCUAUACCUCUCUCCCUUCUCACCCUAAACAGCAACAUAACUCUCUAUAUAUUCCCUCACACACAUCCUAUCCCCUUCAGUUACACUCUCUCUCUCUCUCUCUCUCUCUCAUCCCAAAUCAUGAUAACACAAGUGAUCCUAACCAUCUAGACCAAAGAUUUCAAAACCCCUUUUCCCAAUUGGAAACUUAACAAAAAAGUGAUCUUUUGUUAUGGGAAGACCACCUUGUUGUGACAAAAUCGGUGUGAAAAAAGGGCCAUGGACUCCUGAAGAAGACAUCAUCCUUGUUUCUUACAUUCAAGAACAUGGCCCCGGAAACUGGAGAGCUGUUCCUUCUAACACAGGUUUGCUCAGAUGCAGCAAGAGCUGCCGUCUCCGGUGGACCAACUAUCUCCGGCCGGGAAUCAAGCGCGGUAAUUUCACCGAGCACGAAGAGAAAAUGAUCAUCCACCUCCAAGCCCUUCUCGGCAACCGAUGGGCUGCGAUAGCUUCGUACCUACCGCAGAGAACAGACAAUGACAUCAAGAACUACUGGAACACGCAUCUGAGGAAGAAGCUGGGGAAGAUUCAAGGGCAUAAUAGCGAGAGCAUCGAAAACGGCGGCGGCGGCGGCAAAGAUUCGGAAUCGGUUUCCAAGGGGAAGUGGGAGAGGAGGCUCCAAACAGAUAUUCACAUGGCCAAACAGGCCCUAUGCGAGGCUCUCUCUCUAGACAAAUUCGACAGCGCCGCCCUCUUCCCAACGAAGACGGCGCCGGAGAUGAAGCCGGCGCCGUCGACGUACGCUUCGAGCGCCGAAAACAUCGCCCGAUUGCUCCAAAACUGGACGAAGAAAUCUCCGAAAUCAAUGGGUGACGUGGCGAGCUCGUCUGAGAGCAGCGCGGUGGGGCUGAGCUCGAGCCCGAGCGAGGGGGCGAUGAGCACGGCGACCUUGGCCGGCUUCAACAGCUCGAAUUCGGAUUCUGUGGAGGAUCAAUUAGAGGCCAAGUUUGAUCGGAAUUGUGUGGAGACGGAAAUGCCCUUGAGCUUGCUGGAGAAGUGGCUGUUUGAGGACGCGGCGGCGCAGGGACACGAUGGGGAUUUCAUGGAGAUUGCCUUGCGGGAAACUGCUGAUUUGUUAUGAAGAAAAAUAUCUUAUCUUCUUCAAAACAACUUAGCAGUUUUUAACUAAGGUUUUAUUAUUGUUGUUAUUAUUAGUAUUAUUAUAUUAUAUUAUAUUAUCUACUUUGGGGGAUUUUAAGGUUUUUAGGGUUUGAUCUGUGUAGACAGAGAGGUUUCCAGCUCUUUCAUGUGAUGGGAAAAAAGAGCUAAAAACUGUAAAUUACUUACUUGGUAGAAUUAGAGUCCUCUCUCUCUCUCUCUGGGAGCAAAAAGUGUUUGUACAUUGUGCAUCAUAUGGUGUACAUUCCUGAGAAAUGAGAAUUAGGGUUUGACUUA